AUUUUGUGAAUGAGCGAUACAUAAAGGUUUACAGCAUAAGUUCACCUUUUCCUGGGAUGGACAGGUCUGGACGUCGAACAUGUCUUCUGAUGGUGUUCAGCAUGUGUUCUGCAUCAGUUCUCAGCCAGCCUCUAAUCAAGCUCCCGUUUAUUUCCAUAUGGAACGCACCAACAGAGCGCUGCAAGUCUCGAUUUGGAGUGGAACUGGAUUUGAGCGUCUUCGACAUCGUGCACAACCCUAACCAGACAUUCAUGGGCGACAACAUCACUAUAUUUUACUCCGAUAAGUUAGGAAAAUAUCCCCACUAUGGUCCUAACGAUGAACCGAUAUAUGGAGGUGUUCCUCAAAAUGCCAGUCUGAACGAACACCUAAAGAAAGCAGAUGAAGACCUGCGCAAAAACAUACCGGAUCCUGAAUUUCAAGGACUGGCUAUUAUUGACUGGGAGAAAUGGAGACCACUGUGGGAACGUAACUGGGACUCUAAGGAAGUCUACUGGAAAGCUUCGAGAGCAAUAGUGAAAGCCAAACAUCCUACCUGGAGUCCGGAUCAGAUAGAAACUGAAGCUGUAAAGGAAUUUGAAGCAUCUUCCAUGGCCUUUAUGGUGGAGACAUUAAAACUAGGCCGUAGAGAGCGUCCUGGAGGAUUAUGGGGGUUUUAUGGCUUCCCUUGCUGCUAUAAUUAUCAGUAUAAAAAGAACGAGACUUACACGGGUGAGUGUCCGGCUCUGGAGAUGAAGAGGAAUGAUAAACUGGCCUGGAUGUGGAACGUCAGCUCCGCUUUGUACCCUGAUAUCUAUCUGGAUCUCGGACUUCGGGGCCGCGGUCAGGACAUUUUGCUGUACAGCAGGUAUCGGAUCCUGGAGGCCAUGAGGGUAAGGGAAAAGACCACCCAUCAGAUGCCCUCCGUUUUCCCCUACGCCAGGAUCGCCUUCACAUACUCUAUGGAGUUUCUCUCACAGGAUGACUUGGUGCACACCAUUGGCGAGAGUGUCGCUCUUGGAGCCUCCGGUGUCGUGCUGUGGGGAGAUGGAAACUUCUCUCGAACAAAGAGGGCCUGUGAAGCGGUUCGGGAUUAUCUGGACAUCACACUUGGCCGCUAUAUAGUGAACGUGACGGAGGCAGCAUUUCUGUGCAGCAGGAAAGUGUGCUCUUCUCAGGGCCGGUGUGUCCGAAGGGACCCGAGCGCCUCAGUUUACCUUCAUCUCAAUCCAGAAAUGUGGUCCAUCAUUCCAAGAGCUCAGCUUCCAGGUGCCAUCACUGGCGGCCCAUCCUAUGUGGCUCACAGGAGGCUCUGGACGGGUCAAGAAGAAACCAGUAGAUUCACAGACAGUUUCAGGUGCCAGUGUUUUCCUGGGUGGGAAGGAGAGCAAUGUCAAAAACCAGUGCCUGUGGAGACUUUCACAUAACACAAAGACUACUAGAGGACUGUAGUGGUUAACACUCAGGAUGGGUCACUGACUUAACAAAUAUAAGGGACAACCUGACAUUCAUUUUAUAUACAAAGCAAUGUUAUUUACAUAGCUCACUUCAUACAGUAUGGUAAUUUAAAGUGCUUUACAUAAACAAGAAAAAAAGAAACAUAAAAUACAAGUAUAGGAGAACAUUCAUUCAUUUCUCAUUCAUUUUCUGACGCUUUUCCGGGGCCGGGUCGCGGGGGCAGCAGUCUUAAGAGAGACCACCAGACUUUCCUCUCCCUAGACACUUCCUCCAGCUCCUCCGGGGGGAUCCCGAGGCGUUCCCAGGCCAGCCUAGAGACAUAGUCCCUCCAGCGUGUCCUGGGUCUUCCCCGAGGCCUCCUCCCGAUGGGAAAUGCCUGGAACACCUCCCUGGGUAGGCGUCCAGGAGGCAUCCGAAACAGAUUUCUGUUUCACCUCAGCUGACUUCUCUCGUUGUGGAGGAGCAGCGGCUCUACUCCGAGCUCCUCCCGGGUGUCAGAGCUCCUUAACCUAUCCAUAAGGGUGCGCCCUGCCAGCCUUCGAAUGAAACUCAUUUCGGCUGCUUGUUCCUGAGAUCUUGUCCUUUCGGUCAUGACCCAAAGUAUAGAGAGGUAAGAGAAGUAAGAGAGUAGGAACGUAGAUUGACCAGUAAAUCAAGAGCUUUGCCUUUCGGCUCAGCUCCUUCUUCACCACAACGGAUCGGUACAUCGACCGCAUUACUGCUGCACCAAUCUGUCUGUCAAUCACAUGUUCCAUCCUUCCCUCACUCGUGAACAAAACCCUGGGAAACGUAAACUCCUCCACCUGGGGUAAGGACUUUCCUCCAGAUUAUAGGAGAUUGAGAAUUAAGAGUUUUUUUUAUUCAUUUUCACCUUAUUAUAGGAGAACAACAAAGAAUAAAAAUGAUUAAAAACAGAUUAAAAAUGUUUUAAAACUGGUUUUAAAGGAAUGACAAAAGAAAAUAAAGACAUAAUACAUACAGCAGGGAAAA
Messenger RNA from Danio rerio (zebrafish), 2427 nucleotides. RefSeq names its product hyaluronidase 1 (gene hyal1). NCBI's taxonomy places the organism in Eukaryota, Metazoa, Chordata, Actinopteri, Cypriniformes, Danionidae. The record is from RefSeq and is marked validated. Gene Ontology annotation, biological process: carbohydrate metabolic process. Gene Ontology annotation, molecular function: hyalurononglucosaminidase activity; hexosaminidase activity. Gene Ontology annotation, cellular component: extracellular region; lysosome.